AAACAUCUUGUCGAUUAUUAAAGUUUUUGUGCCAUCAAAAUAGUCGUUUGAGCAUAAUUUAAUCCAGUAUAGAAAAAAAAAAAAAUAAAAAUGCCGGAUUCUGGGAAGGAAGAAAAUAAUAAAGAGAAUCAAGAAAAAAAAGUGAAAAAGAAAAAAUCAUCCAAGGUAGCUGAAGGACAAUUGAAGGAGAGUGUUAAAGAAUCAGUAGAAGAGAAGAAAAAAGAAAAGGAAAAAGAAAAAGAAAAACCUAAUACAGAAACUAUAAAAACAGAAAAUUUACAAGAUAAUAUUCCCGUGGAGAAAUCGAAGAUUUUCAAUGCUGUUUCAGUACCCAAAGAAGUAAAGAUUAGAAAUGAAGUAGGAAAAAGUGAUCUGAUCAAAUUGUCAGAGUUAAAAGAAGCAUUUCAAUUAUUUGACUUUAAUUGCGACGGUAUCAUUGAUUUAGAAGACUUAAAGUUUACUUUCAUAACCAUGGGCCAACCCGACGUAUCUGAAGAGCAAUUACAACGUAUGCUAUCAGAAAUACCGACUCCGAUUGACUUCGAUGCGUUUAUUACACUUUUUGGACAAAAAGUUAGUGAAAUGGACCCUGAAGAAGUUAUUACUGCUGCACUAUCAACUUGGGAUAUGAAAAACAUCGGAAUGAUUCCAGAAAACAAGAUACGAGAUGAUCUUCAAAAAUUUGGUGACAAAUUUACGAUUAAGGAAAUUGAUCGUGCCUUAGAGGAAGCACCAAUUUAUUUGCAAGAUGGUAAUGCAAUGAUAGAUUAUAUUAAAUUUAGCAACAAUAUCUGUGGUUUUCAAAAUCUUGCCGAAGCUAGACAAUACCAGAAAAAUUUAGAAAAUGUUUAG
This is a messenger RNA of Vespula vulgaris, 852 nucleotides long. RefSeq names its product myosin regulatory light chain LC-2, mantle muscle-like. Bases 91 to 852 code for a protein of 253 amino acids. Gene Ontology annotation, biological process: locomotion; post-embryonic development. The transcript is spliced from 5 exons. Gene Ontology annotation, cellular component: cytoplasm; myosin II complex. Gene Ontology annotation, molecular function: calcium ion binding; myosin heavy chain binding. The record is from RefSeq and is a predicted model, not a curated record. Lineage: Eukaryota; Metazoa; Arthropoda; Insecta; Hymenoptera; Vespidae.